Theobroma cacao (cacao) is the source of this 1173-nucleotide messenger RNA. It is a transcript of the gene FUS3, whose product is annotated as AP2/B3-like transcriptional factor family protein. The record is from RefSeq and is a predicted model, not a curated record. Lineage: Eukaryota; Viridiplantae; Streptophyta; Magnoliopsida; Malvales; Malvaceae. Gene Ontology annotation, molecular function: DNA-binding transcription factor activity; DNA binding.
ACCGGGUAGUUUCGAUCUGCACAGCCAGAGAGAAGCAGUCUCUCUCACAGAAAUCUAAAGCUUUUUUUUCCUUUUCCUUUUUUGUUUUGUUGUUUUUCCUUUUUGAGUUUUAUUUUGGUGUUCAGCCAAUUGAGCUAAGGCCCAAAAAACCCUAAUGAUGGCUGCGGCUACGCCUAGUGUUCAUGAGAAACCCGAGGCCCUUGCUUUGGUGGCAGGUGUAGAGGGUGUCACUGUAGGAGGGGACAAGACCCAUCAAGCCUCGGGUCGAUCCGGGUUGACCCGUGACCUUAUCGCUGCUGUUCCAAGCUUUGGUGUUAACAGGAAGAAAAGGAUGGCUAGACAGAGGAGAUCAUCUUCCACCAUCAAACUCCUCUCUUUCACUAACUCCUCCAGUAGCUCUCACGUGCCAUCCUCCACUCUCCCCGCACGUGUUAUUGAUCCAAAGAAAUUGAGAUUCCUUUUCCAGAAGGAACUUAAGAACAGCGACGUAAGCUCCCUCCGAAGAAUGAUACUCCCAAAGAGAGCAGCGGAGGCUCACUUACCUGUCCUUGAGUCCAAAGAAGGGAUUCUUAUCAGCAUGGAUGACUUAGAUGGCCUGCAUGUGUGGAGCUUCAAGUAUAGGUUUUGGCCUAAUAACAACAGCCGUAUGUAUGUACUCGAAAAUACAGGGGAAUUUGUUAACACACAUGGAUUACAGCUUGGUGAUUUCAUCAUGGUGUAUCAGGAUAGCCAAAAUCAAAAUUAUGUAAUCCAGGCUAAGAAGGCCUCUGAUCAAGAUGUAUAUGCUGACAUAGCUAGAAAUGCUGUCAAUGACCUAUUCCUCCAUGAUUAUGAGGUUAGUAAAUCCAGCUCCUAUUAUUAUCCUACGAUGGACGAUACUGGCAUGUCAUUUAUCUAUGACACGACCUUCUCAAAUGACUCUCCACUUGAUUUUCUGGGUGGAUCAAUGACCAACUAUUCAAGGAUCGGAUCUCUCGAAAGCUUUGGCUCGGUUGAAAACUUGUCCCUUGACGAGUUUUAUCAAGUUUAAAUUACAUCACUGGUGUUAUAUUUUGUUAAACCAAGCUGGCACAGCUUCAUCUCAUGAAAUCUGAAAGAAUAUGUGGGCAACUUCAAUUUGGUCCUUGAAAUGGUGUACUUUUGCAUCAAAUCUCAGCAUAUAUUGUCCGAUGU